Lactuca saligna is the source of this 1840-nucleotide messenger RNA. The record is from the annotation of a GenBank genome assembly. Lineage: Eukaryota; Viridiplantae; Streptophyta; Magnoliopsida; Asterales; Asteraceae.
AAAAGACCAGAGCAUGAUUCUCUCACUACAUACGACGUAUCGUUGUUCUUCGCGUGAUUCCAUCCAAUCGGAAGGCGGCAUCGUUCAUCAAAAUCAACAAAGAAAUGGGUAUCAAAGAUCUUCUAAGAUUCAUGAAACCCUACGUUGAGCCCGUUCACAUCAAGAAAUAUGCUGGCAAACGCGUGGGUAUCGAUGCCUAUUCGUGGCUUCACAAAGGAGCAUAUUCAUGUAGUAUGGAGCUUUGUCUGAAUAUGGAAGGAGACAAAAAGUCACAGUACCUAAACUACUGUAUGCAUCGCAUCAAUUUGCUUCGUCAUCAUAACAUUAGUCCUGUGCUAGUUUUUGAUGGUUGUAACAUCCCCUGCAAGUCCCUCACUGAGCAAGAUAGACACAAUAAAAGGAAAGGCAACCGUGAUUUAGCAAUGGCAAAGCUCAAAGAGGGUAACAUUAAUGCUGCAACAGAGAUGUUCCAGAGAGCAAUAAGUAUUACGCCAUCCAUGGCACACCAACUUAUUGAGAUUCUGAAUUCAGAGAAUAUUGAGUUUGUAGUAGCCCCAUACGAGGCAGAUGCACAGUUGGCAUAUUUAUCCAGUCUUGAUGCAGAAAAAGGUGGCAUUGCUGCAGUUAUAUCAGAGGAUAGCGAUCUGCUAGCCUAUGGUUGCUCCUCUGUUGUUUUCAAGAUGGAUCGAUAUGGCAAUGGGGAAGAGAUAGCCAUAGACAAAGUUUUAGGCUCUGUGAGACGUAUACCUUCUUUCCUAGAUUUUGAUAAAGAGUUGUUCACAGGUAUGUGUGUUGUAGCUGGAUGUGAUUUCCUUCCAUCAGUGCCAGGAAUAGGAAUUUCAAAAGCUCAUGCUUUGGUUUCCAAGUAUCGCAACUUAUCACGUGUUUUGUCCAUGUUAAAGUAUGAGAAAGGAAAUCAAAUGCCUCAAGAGUACUUUAAAUCUUUCAAAGAAGCAUGUGCUGUUUUUCAUCAUGCAAGAAUCUAUGAUGCAGAUUCAAAAAGGCUAAAACACUUGACACCUAUUCCAGAAUCGCUUGUAAACGAGUUGUGUAAUGAGCUGGAUUUUCUAGGCCCUGAAAUGUCUUCCUUUCAAGCUACUGCAAUUGCUCAAGGUCGAUUGGAUCCUUCUACAAUGAAGCCCUUUAAUGCUCAACUAACUAAACCAUCUGAAUCCUUACCUCAUAAUCUGAGUUUCAAACAGGAAAUAAGUCAAACAAACACAAACUGCUUUACCAUUGUGUCGUCUCAGAAAACUAAAAUUAAAAGAAUUUCAGUGAUGGAACAGGAAACGAAGCCUAAGGUCAACGUAGAAGAACGGAGAUACUUAAGUGAUUCGAGCCUCAAAAUUUUGAUUUCUCCAUUAAAGAAGAAUAUUCUGAGCGGAGAUGAUGCAAUUCCUGCCAAACGAUCAUCAACGAUUCCUGACAACAAUCCAUUCAAGAGACGGAAAAAAACAGUUGUGGUCAACAAGGAGCAAUCUUCAGAGGUAACUCAAGUUGAAGUCUUACGAAGUACAGGAGUCGAUUUUGUUUCUGAACAAGAGUCGGGGGUGACAGAUGUUGAUGAUUUGGAAAUAUUAUGUAUUACUCCCGGUUCACAGAAAAGCGUGGAUUCUAAAACCGUCAACAUAAUUGGAAUCGGAGAGAAAAAGAGGGUAACAAGUGAAAAGAAAGCUACGAUCUUGAACUUCUUUUGUCGGGUAUAAAAUGCAAUUCUUGUUUGUUUGUUGUUAUUAUUAAUUUGAUCGCAUUUGAAAUUAGGACUUCAAGCACCACCAUCUUAAUCCAAAAACUAAUUUGGAUGGAACUCAGAUCUAAAUCAGUUUUGUUAAACUCGAGU